CUGGGCGGUGCGCGUGGGUGGAGGAGGUGCCCGCCGGGACCGAGCAGCCCGUGCCGGUCGCCCGCCGCUCGCGCCGCGACAUGGAUCCUCCGGCGCUGGUCGUGGUGUCCCUCGUGCUGCUCUGCUCCGCAGGUCUAACGAGAAGCCUGAGUAUAACUUCAGUUGACCAGUCAAUGUUUGAAAAAGCACAAGGGGAGAAAGUUACAUUGCCAUGUACUUUUGUACUCUCAGAAGAAGAUGAAGGCCCACUAGAUAUUGAGUGGGUAUUGAUACCAUCAGAUAAUCAAAAGAAGGAACAAAUAAUAAUUAUGUAUGCUGUAGACAGGAUCUAUAAUAAUUAUUAUGCUGCUAUGACUGGGCGGAUGCAGUUUACUAAUCCUGAUCCCAAAUCUGGUGAUGGUUCAUUGGAUAUCUUGAAUUUGAAGUCCACAGACACUGGCACGUACCAGUGCAAAGUGAAGAAGGCUCCUGGAGUUCAAAGUCAAAAAAUACAGUUGUCUGUACUUGUAAAGCCAGCAAGAACUAAAUGUUCCAUCGAAGGAUCACAGGAGAUUGGAAAAGAUGUCAUCUUGAAAUGCGUAUCACAAGAAGGAUCCCCACUUUUGUCUUACAACUGGAGGAGAGUAUCUGGAGUAUCUGGCAUACAGGAACUUCCUGCCACUGCCACGCUAAAUAAAAAUACUGGGGAACUUCUCUUGAAAAAUGCCUCUCAAGACUAUUCUGGUACAUACACUUGUUUUGCCUCAAACAGAGUUGGUACGGAUGAAUGUUCCAUUGAGCUGAAUGUCACCCCUCCUAUAAAUACAGCUGGUGUAAUUGUUGGAGCUAUUAUAGGAACUCUGCUGGGUCUUUUUAUACUGGCUUUUCUUGUCGUCUGUUGCUGUAAGAAACAGAGGGAGAAGAAAUAUGAGAAGGAAGUACAUCAUGAGAUCAGAGAAGAUGUCCCACCUCCAAAAAGUCGCAGUUCAACAGCCCGCAGCUACAUAGGCAGCAAUCGUUCCUCUCUGGGUUCAAUGUCUCCCUCAAAUAUGGAAGGAUAUACCAAAACACCAUAUAGCCAAGUUCCAAGUGAAGACUUUGAACGUCCUCCUGGUCAAAACCCAUCCUUUGCACCUUCAAAGGUAGCUGCACCUAAUUUAAGUAGAAUGGGAGCUGUCCCUGUGAUGAUUCCAGCACAAAGCAAAGACGGGUCCAUAGUAUAAAAUAUUAUUAAUUUAAAUGCUGUUUUUAAAAUGUUCAUUGUAAGUAUUAGAGAAAACUGCUGUGUUCUAUCCCUCAUUUAAAUAAUGACAUGCAAUUUUCUUUGAAGAAAAUGAACAAGUUAGUUUGAAAAGCCACCAAUUUUAAUUUUUAAUUUUAAACUUAUUAGUAUAUGACAGCUGAACUAUUUGCUAAAAACAUUGAGAUUCCUAAAUAAAUAUCAGACACUGGAGAUAUUUGGACCUCUGGUAGGUCACUGAAGAGACACUGUCAGCUAGUGUGCAGUCCUGAAUAUUUAACAGUGAGGCACAAGUGAGGAGUAACAAAAGCAUUUCAUAUGUAGAUCAUUAAGUUUCUCAGAGUUCCUGAAACUUUAUCCUCAAUUUUGGAAUAACAGAAAUAUUUGAACUUGGCCACUGUCUGAUGUCUGUGGCAGGGGGCUGAGAUACUGAGGAUGACUUUGAAUUCUGUUCAAACUUAGUAUUUAUGCAGUUCUUUAACCUGGUAAUGUUUGGAGCACUUCUUGAGCUCUUACUUCAGGGGCUCCCAGUUACUUGGUUCAAUUAAUUUAAUGAGUAUUCUGAAUUUUAAAUUUUCAGUGAGUGGAAUGUGAUGGGAGACCUUGCAAGUUCUUUGAAACAUGAAUUUUUCUGUAAUAACUAGUUCUAGUCAUGUCAGAUAACUUAAUAUUUAUGUUAUCUAUGUGUGUGUCUAUUUAGAUUAGGUAUUAGGAAGAAAUUCUUUACUGUGAGGUUGUUGAGACACUGGAACAGGUUGUCCAAAGACAAUGUGGAUCCCUGGUCAUGUUCAAGGCCAGGUUGGAUGGGGCUUUGAGCAGCCUGAUCUAGCAGAACCUGCUUGUGGCAGGUGGGUUGGAACUGGAUAAUCUUUAAGGUUUUUUCCAACACAAACCACUGCUUCUAUGAUUAUCUGAUGCAAGAGGUCCUAUCAGGUUCUUCUUGUUGGUAUCUAGGCUUUAAAAUCUAUAGAUCAAAUGUUAGUCUCACAGUAAGAAUGAAUAUGUAUCUUUAUGCAGGUCUUACGUUAAUUGUACCUUGCAUUUUUCCAAAGACUGUUUAGAUUCUAAGGCAGUGCUCUUACUUUUUUUCCAAACCGAUUGCUUAGAGGCUCCAUGGAUUUUUAAUAAAAGCUGUUAAGUAACUGAUAUUUGAUAACUAUCCUUCUUCCAACAUCACUGUGGAAACAUCUUUUCUUACACAUGUAAGCAGUAGUUAGCCUUUACUUAAGAUUCUAAUAUCUUGCAGUAUGAAUUUGCAAGGAGUGUAAAGCUUGUUUUUCCAUGCCUCCUCAACAGCCCUAAAUAUUUUGAACAGACAUUUAGACUUCAAGAGCACCAGUUUCAUGCAGCCAGAAUCUGAGGGGAAUUAGUUAUCCAGAAUUGAUGCAAAUUUCAUGUUUCAAGAUUUAAACCCCUUCUUCCCAGUUUUGCAAGCUUAAAGCAUUACAAGAGGAACAGAACAAUUGCUUAUCUUACUUUUACACAUGCUCUGAUAGUUUCUGAUGAUUGAUAAUUGCACACAUGUGGAAGCUGAAUUUAAAGUUUAAUGCAGUUUGAAUCUUUGUGGAUUUUUUUUUCUUCUUUCCUGUUUUCUACUUUCUUCUUCAUCCUGUGCUGAGGGCUAGAGUUAGUGGUGGUAAAGUCCCUUCAGCUAAUUCUAGCCAUAGAUGUUAAACUGCAAGGAAUUUUGGAAAACUCUAAAGCGUGUAGUAUGUGGCACUGAUGUUGAUGAAGGAAAUCUGAAUAGCCUGUUGAAAGAUGUUAGGAUUAUUUGUGUGUAGCAACAGUGUGAGAGAAAACAUUUGCCCAAACUUCUAGGUUUAGUGUCUGCUUUUUUUAUAGCUGCUUAUAGAUCUGUGAAUUCUACAGCUUCCUACUUAAUGUUUGUCCUAUCUCUAGUUAGAGGCACAAUUUUUGGCUGGCACUAUUGAAGAAUAUACCCUUCAUACUGAAUUUAGAAACUUGAAUGGCUGUUAAGUAUUCUAGACUUUUACAGUUUUACACAUUUGGGACUUUUUUAGAUUGUAAACUGAUACUGUUAGAGAUCAGAUUUUUUAUCUUUCAUGUGUGCCUUGUCAAUAAUCUUUGCCUGAUUGUAACUUCAAUUUUUAUGAAAUUUCUGGUGCCUAAACUUAUUGUUUGAACAGGUGCUUAGAUGAUGGUACAGUUCUUAAAGCAUGACACUGUGAUCUGAUUUCUUGAUUUCUUAUGUACUUUAAUACCUCUUCAUGCCUAUUUUCAGAUGUUAUAACUUCAGUGUUUCUCUCUGUAUUGGUCUGUGUUUCAAAAUGUCAGUUGCUUCUUCAGUUGCUAGUUAUGAUCUAAGUGUUCAUGUUUCUGAAAACUAUUCAGUUGUUGUACCAGUAAGAUUAAUGAUUGACUUUUCCUUGUGUGGUAAAUAAUAGGUUUAGUAACUGUGCCAAACAUUUGCUUAUGAAGAGCACUAGAUGAGGAGACAUCUUCUUGCAUCUAAUUGUGAUAGAAGAGACUUAGGAGAUUUUAAUCAUACUCUGAUUGUUUACCUUGAAACUAAGGCCUUCCUGAAUUAAAAGGGUAUAGUUAUAAUAAAUACAAGUUGAGUACAAAACUAAACUGAAUCACAGACUGUGAGAGCUAUAAACCUAAGCAGCCAGGCAACAAACCUACUGAAUUUGGUUCUUAGCCAUCUGUGGACAUAUGUGAAAUUGUAUGUGAGUUUUGUGUUAUGUUUGUUUGCUUUUAGUUUUGGGGUGGGUGUAUUUUGUUGUUGGUUGGUUUUGUGGGGUUUUUUUCUUUCUUUAUUUGGCCUGAGACCCUGUACUUAGGUAAGCUCUAGGACACUCAAGAACAGAAACCUGUUUUGUUAGAGCAUACAGAGCAGAGUUUGCACAUGCUUAAUGCUCUGUCAGCUUGUACAACAUAAAUGGACAGAACCGGAGGACAUCAUGAUGUGCCCUCAGAGCCUGGCUGUUAGGCUUAAAAGCUUUGACAGUGUCUGUCUAUUUACGUAAUUGCAUGGAAAAUAAAAUAAAUAGAAUCUGACAUAGUCCUUAUCUGAAAUAAAGAACCUCUGACUUGGGGUAAACUUUGCCUCAAGUUGCUAGCAUCAUGCCUUUUUGAAUGGAUACAACACUACUAUGAAAACACUAUACUAUUAUAUUAGUAUUAUACUACCUGUUAUAAAUUCUUUCUUUCAUCAGUAGAUUGCUCACUUACACUGGACUGUGAUUCUCAAAAGUAGCAACUAUAGUUUAGCAGUGAUCUCUAGCUGUGUAGGAGGUGAUCUGGUUAAAUAUGUGAGGUGUCCAGCGUUAGAUGACUUUGCUAACAGAAUCGUUUUAGGAAGUAAUGGCAUCUGGUUAUACCAGUUAGAAGGUGGCAUUUUUAAUGUCUCAUUUUAUAUUAAAAAAAAAUAAAAGGCGGGGGGAGAGCAGUACCAUUAUGUAAAUAUUCAGUGAGCUCAAAAAACCUCUAGUUAAUGUCAUGACUGUAAACUUGCCUGUUGAGGAAUACUAUAUAUAUAGAGAGAAGAAACCCCUUGAUUUUAGCAUGGUGUGAAUAAAGUGCUAGACUUGUAAUACUGUAGAGGUUACGUAACACUUGUCCGUACAUUACAAGCAUUUUCAUAAACUUUCUGAAAUGGGUAUUUAAAGAUAUUUGUGUGAAACUUCCUUACCUAAAAAGGAAUACUUCCUCCAAAACUGUAGUGCACAGAAAUGCCUUGUUGGAGGGGUAAACCAUUACUCUAAAGAAAUGUACAAUGCAUACAUCUUUAUCAGCUCUGAUAGUUGCAUUCAUAUUAGGUGUAUGCUUCAUGCUUAAUAGUACAAGUAAGACUUCUUAAUUGCAAGUUUUUCUGUAAUGUUGAAUAUUGUAUAUUACUGACUUCUGUGAUAAGCUUUUGGUUUUGUUCUUAACAGUGUAUAUUCUGGAUCACUGUAGAUCUUUCUUCCAGUCUGAAGACAUAAUGCUAUUUGUUUCACUUAAACCUUGUUUUACACACUUUAUAGGUGCUUUGUGGGACCCUUUGGUUAUUGGUCCUCUAAUAUUGAGGCACAGCUCAACUGAAAUCGGAGCAAUAAUAAAUAUUUCCUGAAAUCCAAAAUGUUAUGGUGUUACAUUACGCUUCUCAUGCACAAAGCAUGGACUUGAAUAUUGAUGUGAAUUUUAGUAUGAGGUUUUAUAUUCACACUUCUGGGGGGAAUGGGAUUUUGAAAUACAAGUGUUGUGAGUGAAUUUGUAAAAACAAAAUAUGAGAUUUUAAAAUGCUGUAGUUCCAUGACAGACUUGUGUACUUUUUGAAAUAAAACUGUUGGAGAAAACA
Molecule: messenger RNA, 5522 nt
Organism: Melopsittacus undulatus (budgerigar)
Lineage: Eukaryota; Metazoa; Chordata; Aves; Psittaciformes; Psittaculidae
Gene: CXADR
Product: CXADR Ig-like cell adhesion molecule
Exons: 7
Coding region: 81-1202 (373 amino acids)
Biological process (GO): homotypic cell-cell adhesion
Cellular component (GO): intercalated disc; bicellular tight junction; basolateral plasma membrane
Molecular function (GO): cell adhesion molecule binding
Source: RefSeq, a predicted model, not a curated record